GAACUGGGUCCAACAAUGUCUGCAGCCAGGAGAGGACAGCAGCGGCGAGGCUGGGCGCCUGGCUGCAGCGUGACGUCAGCGCGUUUUCCUGACGUGCUGUCUGCCAGCUCUGCGCUCUGCUUUGUUCCCUGUGCGCUGGCGGAGCGAGCUUCCCUCUGGAUCCGGGAGCAGCAGCAGAAGAUGAGCCACUUCAACAAGGGACCAGCCUACGGCCUGUCUGCGGAGGUCCGGAGCAAAGUAAGUGCUGCCAGAACUUUGUUUGCAGGCAGGGAUCCGCUCUGGAAAAACUUUCUGCCGAAACUCUCCGAACUCCACAAGUUCGGAACCUGGAGCUCCAUGACGCAAUGCGCCGUCCUGCUCCUGGGGCGCAGGAGUCCAGGGGGACCGGACCGGACCGGAACUGAGACCGCUCCUCACGAACAGAGGUCAGGUUGGGGUUGGGCCUCUGUGAGAAACCUCUACCAGUUCAGCUCCCAGUGCUCCCAGUGGGUCAGUGACUUGGAGUCCAGUCACACCAGUAGUCAGGUCAUCCUCCUAGAGGCUCGGCCCAGAAUUAAAGGCCUCCAGAUUAAAGGCAUUCAGACUAAAGGCCUCCAGAUUAAAGGCCUUCAGACUAAAGGCCUCCAGAUUAAAGGCAUUCAGAUUAAAGGCCUCCAGAUUAAAGGCAUUCAGACUAAAGGCCUCCAGAUUAAAGGCAUUCAGACUAAAGGCCUCCAGAUUAAAGGCCUUCAGACUAAAGGCCUCCAGAUUAAAGGCAUUCAGACUAAAGGCCUCCAGAUUAAAGGCCUUCAGACUAAAGGCCUCCAGAUUAAAGGCAUUCAGAUUAAAGGCCUCCAGAUUAAAGGCAUUCAGACUAAAGGCCUCCAGAUUAAAGGCCUUCAGACUAAAGGCCUCCAGAUUAAAGGCAUUCAGAUUAAAGGCCUCCAGAUUAAAGGCAUUCAGACUAAAGGCCUCCAGAUUAAAGGCCUUCAGACUAAAGGCCUCCAGAUUAAAUGCCUUCAGAUUAAAGGCCUCCAGAUUAAAGGCAUUCAGACUAAAGGCCUCCAGAUUAAAGGCAUUCAGACUAAAGGCCUCCAGAUUAAAGGCCUUCAGACUAAAGGCCUCCAGAUUAAAUGCCUUCAGAUUAAAACCCUCAGAUUAAAUGCCUUCAGAUUAAAGGCCUCCAGAUUAAAGUUAUCCAGGCUGAUCAAUAAGCUCCAGCCCGGCUCAGUGAAGAAAAUCAACCACUCCCAGCUGAACUGGCACAAGCUGGAGAACCUGGGGAAUUUUAUCAAAGCCAUUCUGGCCUACGGCCUGAAGCCCAGCGACAUCUUCGAGGCCAACGACCUGUUUGAAAACGGGAACAUGACUCAAGUGCAGACCACGCUGCUAGCACUGGCCAGCAUGGCCAAGACCAAAGGCUUGGACACAAAGGUUGAUAUUGGGGUGAAAUAUGCAGACAAACAAAGACGGCAGUUUGAUGAAGAGAAGAUCAAGGCUGGACAGUGUGUCAUCGGACUGCAGAUGGGAACAAACAAGUGUGCCAGUCAGGCUGGAAUGACGGCGUACGGAACCAGGAGGCAUCUGUACGACCCGAAGACUCACAGCGAUAAACCGUACGACCAGACCACCAUCAGCCUGCAGAUGGGCACCAACAAAGGAGCCAGCCAGGCGGGGAUGUCGGCCCCUGGUACCCGUAGGGACAUCUUUGACCAGAAGGUGGCGCUGCAGCCGGUCGACAACUCUACCAUCUCCCUCCAGAUGGGCACCAACAAGGUGGCGUCUCAGAGAGGCAUGAGCGUGUACGGUCUGGGCCGGCAGGUCUAUGACCCCAAGUACUGCGCCGCACCGACGGAACCGGUGAUUCACAAAAACGGCAGCCAGGGCACCGGCACCAACGGCUCAGAAAUCAGCGAUAGCGACUACCAGGCCGAGUUCCAGGAGGAGGAGUACCACGCCGGUUACCAUGACGACUACGACCCCCUCUAUAACGAGCCCCACAGUGACUACUAGUGCAGGGCUUCAGGUCUAGAGCAGUAUGACGUCAUCAGACCUUCGCUGUCCUCACUGGACUUUCUAUGAAACUAGACUCUGAGCCGCAGAGCUCCAGUUUUAGUUCUAAGCACGGCAGAUAAGUGGUGAAGAGUGAUUUUUGAAGGACGUCUUUGAUAGAAGCUUUGCUGUCCUGUACGGCAUACCUGUAGCGGACCAGUGUUGAGCCUAUCAGUGUACCUGUUAAAGUCUGUAGAUUUUCACGAUCUAGAUUCAUUCCUUUCUCUGAGUUACGUCUUCCUGAUGGACGCGAGGCGCUCAUAACCUUUUCUACGUUCUUACCUUCUUUCCUUUUUUAGACCAAUCCGUGUUUAUUAAUAAAAUCCUACCUUUCAUUAAAG
Cyprinodon tularosa is the source of this 2372-nucleotide messenger RNA. RefSeq lists its product as uncharacterized. The coding region runs from base 16 to 1992 and encodes 658 amino acids. The record is from RefSeq and is a predicted model, not a curated record. Gene Ontology annotation, molecular function: actin binding. Gene Ontology annotation, biological process: actomyosin structure organization. NCBI's taxonomy places the organism in Eukaryota, Metazoa, Chordata, Actinopteri, Cyprinodontiformes, Cyprinodontidae. The transcript has 9 exons.